AUGAUCGACUCAAACAGCGAAGAUGUCUGUGAACAAGAUGAAUGGAAAGCCCGCUCUCCCUUCUUCGUUGUUGGUUCAAAGACUCUGGGUGAGUGCGAAUUGCUGCGCGCACCGACGGACGCUCUUGUUUUAUCAAUCCUCCUUCGCCUCCUCCCCCUGCUCUCUUCAAGUUCCCGGCGGCUCCAGGCUCAGCCCUCUUCGCUCUGCUCUCGGCGGGUCACCUCCUCCAUCCACAUGAAAAAAACUUUGGAGCAGAGGCGCGACUGUGGAUCGAAGCGCAAAAACACGCCCUGGCGGUGCGUCCCAGUACUGCAGCGCAUGUAA
Knipowitschia caucasica is the source of this 324-nucleotide messenger RNA. Lineage: Eukaryota; Metazoa; Chordata; Actinopteri; Gobiiformes; Gobiidae. The record is from the annotation of a GenBank genome assembly.